AUGAAGAAAGCUAAAGACGGGGCCACAAGAAGACUCAGGAUCGCUAGUGUUCUCUGCUUGUUUUUCAUGACUGUGGAAUUUGUAGGGGGAUAUUUUGCUAACAGUCUCGCUAUCAUGACGGACGCAGCUCACUUGCUGUCGGAUUUCGCGGGUUUCAUGAUCUCGUUGUUAGCUCUGUGGGUGGCAACCAAGCCUGCCACUACGACUCUGUCUUUUGGCUGGCAUCGCGCAGAGGUGAUGGGUGCAGUCAUGUCCGUUCUGUUUAUCUGGGUAUUAACUGGAGUCUUAGUUUACCUAGCAGUUCAAAGAAUCCUCAGUAAACAAUAUGAAAUAGAUGCCCAAGUCAUGUUACUAACUGCGUCAGCGGGCCUCAUUAUAAACAUCCUAUUAGGUGUCAUACUUCAUCAGAAAGGCCAUGGACACAGCCACGGAUCCCAUCCUAAAAAAAAGAAAGGCAAAACGAAAAAGUCCCAAGUCUCACCAUCAAGUUUCAUCAUUUUAGAAGAAGAGGAAAAUGUAAAUGUGCGAGCGGCGUUUAUUCACGUACUUGGCGACUUCUUACAAAGUAUAGGCGUAUUUAUAGCAGCUCUUCUCAUUUGGUUUAAGCCUUCAUGGGCCAUCGCAGACCCUAUAUGCACAUUUAUAUUCUCUCUGAUAGUUUUAGGAACCACAUUAGCUAUUUUGAAAGAUGCUUUAAUUGUGCUCAUGGAGGGAGUUCCAAAAGGGUUGAAUUUCCACAUUUUAAAAGCAAGCCUCUUAGACAUCCCGGGAGUAUUAGCUGUUCAUGAUCUUCACGUAUGGUCCCUAACAGUGGGAACGACUGCCAUAGCGGUUCAUCUUGUUAUAGAUGAUAGCUGUAGUUCACAAGCAGUUCUGGAAGAAGCGUCACGAAUCUGCAGUCAAGAAUUCGACAUACAGCAUAGUACAAUACAAGUCGAGACAUCGAGCGAGAAAACUGCCGAGUGUAUUCAAUGCGACGAACCUAGCAAGUGACAGCGUUACAGCACGUGAGGGAUCUUGGGAAAUAUAGCCGCUGGACGGCGGAAGGCACGAACGUCGACUCUUAUGAAGAUGUAGGUCAUAUGAUCGAGCUUGUUCCUUCUUAUGCUUUGAGAAGAUUCAGCAAAAAUAGCUCAAGUUGGUCAUUUGAAAUUCGUGUCAAUCUUCGGCCACUCGACUCUUCUACAUUCUUGCUCAGUCUUUCUCGUUAUUAUACCUAACGCCCUUCUGUUUGAACUACAUGCUUACGUUUCGUGGAUUCCUUCACUUUAGCGACAGAUCUCUACGGAGCAAAAAAUUAAAGUAAAAUGUCGACAUUUAAAAAGAUAGGAAUACAUCGCCGCUCUUAAUAAUAUUAAUUGCUCUUCUCCAAGGGGGUCUGUUUGUUCAUCAAGAACCUAGUCAACGCCAUCCGCGUCAACCGCUGACAGAAACAAUACUUCUCCGAGACGGUUAAAUUAGUAUAACUUCAAACUGUGCUUCAAACAACUUAGUUUUAAGGUCUACUGAAGAAAACCUUACAAAUGUGGUAACGUAACGGGAAAGAUCAAAGGAAAGUUUUCUCCACAUUUUAAAUCUAAAUGAAAGUCUAGACCCAAAACACUCGUAAAGUUUUCUAAGAAAAAGUUAACUUAAAAGCUAGUAAACAAUAAAGAUUUCAUCAAGAUAGAUAUAACAUGGGAGCCUCCGCUUAGGAAAAUUAAAUUUUACUUCUCUUGAUGUCAUGGCUUUUAUGUGUCCUAACUGUGUCCCGUGAAGGCAAACAAAAAUUCUGCAGCUAGAGGUGGGAUCAGUGAAAGACGUACUACAGAGCUCGAAAUAACGGCCGGUCAUGAGCAAAUGUUCGGCCAAAUAUAGGCAUCGCCCGGUCAACUCCUAAGAUGGCCUGACAUUUUGUCCGGUUGAUUAAGUACGUAGAGAACAAUUCACUUCCAAGCUAGGAUGCAAUCAUUUAUUGUUAUUAUUAGCAUUCCCGAAGAAAAAGAGGGAAAGACGAUACUAACAGGCUAAGAACUUUUGAUAAGUGACGGUGGUCGCAAAUGUUAGCACGGUCAUUCAUCAAUUAUUUGUCAUCGCAAAUUUUAUCGAGUGAAGACGGUUUCGGUUUCAACACUAUUGUCGGAUUUACACAUUAGUGUCCGAUUUUAGAUACUUGUGUCAGAUUUUUCUUGCAUUCACUUCGAGGUUAAUUAUACGUGUUUCAUAAGCGGUGGCGUAAUGCGUAUUUUCCAGGCCAAAAUUGGGUUGUUUCCGUGCAAAAAUAGGUUUGACCACCAAAAUUGACCGGCGCCAGCAGGAAAAUAAUUUCAAGUCUUGCACUAAAAAUUUAGGA
This is a messenger RNA of Pocillopora damicornis (cauliflower coral), 2332 nucleotides long. Its product is annotated as proton-coupled zinc antiporter SLC30A2. The record is from RefSeq and is a predicted model, not a curated record. Gene Ontology annotation, biological process: zinc ion transmembrane transport; response to zinc ion. Gene Ontology annotation, cellular component: plasma membrane. Gene Ontology annotation, molecular function: zinc ion transmembrane transporter activity. NCBI's taxonomy places the organism in Eukaryota, Metazoa, Cnidaria, Anthozoa, Scleractinia, Pocilloporidae.